AUGGUACGUAGCUCGUUCUCUGGGGAGAUUAAGGUGGAAGGGGGCGGGCCAUGGGGGCCGGCGGAAAGGGCGGGGGGAGGGGUGGAAGGGGAGGCGGAGGGUGGGGGUGUGGGGAGCAGCCGCGGGCGGGGGAUUGCAGAUGCUGCUGCGGCGCUGCGGAGCAUAUGGGCGGAGGAGGACAUGGAGGGGGUUGAAAUCGAGGGGAUCGAGUGGGCAGGCGCAGGGGGGGGCGCAGGGGGGGAAGCGGGCGGAGGGGGAAGUGGAGGCGGGGGGGUAGGAUGGGAAGGGUUGUUGCUAGAGUCCCUGGGCAGAGCGGGAGCAGCAGCAGCAGGAGGAGGAGCAGGAAGGGGAGCAGCAGGGGGCCGGUCAAGAGGCAGAGGCAGUGCACGAGAGGACCUAGGAGGCGGCCUGAUUCUCGAAUCCCUAAGCAGUUUCAGCAGCGCGCGCGCCAAUGUGUGCGUCUACUCGGGCAGGUGGCAGUACGAGGCGACUCUAGGCUCCUCCGGCAUUCAGCAGAUUGGCUGGGCGACAUUGGCGUGCCCGUUCACGGCAGAGGAGGGCGUGGGGGACGCGCCUGACUCGUAUGCUUUUGAUGGGAAGAGGGUGCGGAAGUGGAGUGGGUGGUCCGCGCACCCCCCAUCGAGCCUGCCAUUCCGAACCUGUCCGCUAGGCCCGGAUGACGAGGUUCUCCUGGCGGAGCUCCUGUGUGAGAGGCUCGGGCCGUUGCUGCUGGCAGGGGGGGCACGAAUGGAGGUGCAGAGACAGAUGGGGAGGAGGGCGGGGGAGGGCAAAGGAGGGGGGGGAGUGGCAGAGGGUGUGGGGUGGGUGCGAGGGGGGUAUGCUGUAUGGGCCUCCCUGCUGCCUCUACUCCUCCAACUGGCGCCCAGACAGGGGCUAAACACAGGUGGGGGGAAGCAGGGUGCAAGCAGACACAGUCCACAGCAGCAGCAGCAGCAGCAGCAGCAGCAGCAGCAGCAGCAGCAGCAGCAGCAGCAGCAAAAGCAGCAAGGGUGGAGGAUGGUGGACGGAGUAAUGGACUCGCUUCACCUGUGUCUGGAGGACCAUGAGUGGUCCGGGAUCAUCCCGGCCCUCAUGGACGCCCUAGCCUUCCACUCCCGAACCUCCCUCGUAGGUUCGGCUGCGUUCACAGUGCCGAACCUAGCCGGUGCAGGAGCAGAAGCAGUUUCCGGCUCGGGAAAACCCCCAGAGGUUUGGCAAGAGGGGCGGGAUCCGUACCUGUACCUAUCCCUGGCCUGCCACUUAGCUAAGCGACAGGAGGUGCUAAGCGCAUGGUGGGCAGCAGACGGAUUCUCCUCCAAUCUAGAGGCAUUCUUGACCCGCAGAGUAGCCACAAGGGUGGAUCUGCAGAGGCUGUUUCCCUCGCUGUGGUGGGCUGGCUGUAAGGAGGACGACUGCAGCGAAGCAGGCUUGGAAGAAAGCAAGAAGGCACUUGUGAAGGCAACGUCUAGGGUGGAGCUCUGCCAAGUGUCGCUCUGCCGCUCUCUCCUCUUCUUUGUACCCUCUAAGAGCAUGACCGGGGCUUCGUCGACUUAUUCGCUUGCAACUGGCGGCGUGCUUGCACCGUUUCUGAGGAGCCUGAUCCGCAAGAACCGGGCGGCGAACAGGAAUAUUGUGCCGCCCGGGCUCUCGGAUAGUAGCGUGCUGGUGACGGCGUUUUUUGUCCUCUUGCGGCUGUUGUGGGCGGGGCUGGUGGGCCGUGGAGGCGGGAAACUGCAGAAGACAAAGAGAGCUGGGGUUUUAAGAGGGUCACAUGUCUUAGUAGAAUCAGGGAGUGGAAGAGAGGGAGAAGCAGAGGGAAUGGAGGUUGAUUUUGAAAAAGGAACGUCAGGGAGGGAGGGUAGGCGGGUGGGGAAGGUAGAGAGGGAGGGAUGGGAAGUGGAGGAAGAGGAGGAGGAAGAGGAGGAGGAGGAGGAGGGGGAAGAGGAAGAGGAGGAAGAGAGCGAGGAAGUAUCAAUGCUUCCGUGGCCAAGAACCCCCUCUGGGGCCAUUAGGAGCAGCUGGAGGGAGCGACAAGAGGCAAGCAGUGCCUUGGAUAGCAGCAGCAGCAGCAUAGCAGCUACUACAGCCACUGCCACUGCGGGCACCAGCACAGGUGCCACCAGCACUGCUGCCAUCCCUGCAGGGGGUUACCUGCAGCGCCACGGGCGGUGGAAGUUUCCUGUGCCCUUAUUCCUGCACCCGGAUUUGCAUUACUUUGACUUGCCACGCCUGGGCGGGCUCUUUAGCCACGUGGCCAAGACCUUCCCCCUCUCCGCGCCGCAGGACUUUGCCAGCGUGACAUGGACUGAUGAUGACGUGGAUGAUGAUCAUUGGGCGGCGGGAGAGGAGGGGGAGGAGGAGGCGGGUGGGGGAACGGGGGAGAGGAGAAGGGAGGAGCGGGGGACGGGGGGAGGAGGUACAGGGGAAGGAGGGGGAGCAGGCGGGGGGAGGAGAGCAGAGGGGGUGCAAGAGAGGGAAAUGGGAGGAGGGAGGAGUGAGGGGGAUGGAGAACGUGAGGGGGAGGAGAGGGUUGAGGAGAAGGCGGAGAGGGGGAAGGGGGAGGAGGAUGAGAGGGAGGUGCUGCUGCUGGACAUGGCCGUGCUGCUGUUCCACCUCAGGGGCGUGGGUGCCUUCAAACAGGCGGCGCUGCAGCAGCAGGGCAUGGUGCAGGCGGUGGCACAGCUGGAAGAUGCGGACAGGCAGAUCGCCGCUGCCAUGGGGGGGCGCACGGAGGGAGCUGCGACAGACGGAGAGGCAGGCGCAGUGGCGGCGACAGGGUCAGGGUCGGUGGCGGGGGCGGGGGCGGGGGCGGGGACGGGGGCAGGGGCAGGGGCAGGGGCAGGGGCAGGGGGGGGGGGGGCGGGGGCGGGGGCGGCGGCAGGAGUAAGGAGAGUGGCAGGGGAAGAAGAGGGGGCUGUCGUGGGUGCUGCAGGCACUGGUGCAGCAGUAGGGGCGGAGGCACCCGCUGUGACAGCAACAGUGGGACUUGUUGGAGCACCGGGGGGAGGUACAGCUGCGGCUGCAGCCAGGGGAGGUACAUCCAGGGGAGGUACAUCCAGAGUGGGCGUGGGAGGGUCAGUGCGGGCGCAGCAGCUGAGGGAGGCGAGACAGGUGUUCCGAGAGGACGUGGAUGAGAGUGUGAGGCUUGCAGUGUGGUGGAGAGCGGUGCUGGGCGGUGCUGCGUGGAAGCAGAGGGCGCUGGUGGGGGUGAGCAGGAGGGUGGGCUCGCUGCUGCUGGCUGCCAGCAAGAGGGGCCACAUCUUUGCCUACGUGCCAGAGGUCUAUUUGGAAGCAAUGAUCGAGGCCUUCCAUGCCUUCAGGCGCUGCGACCCGCCACUCUUCCGACUCCGCCACUCCGUGCAUCACCUCGCUCCCUUCGUAAGCCCGACAACAUCCAUCAGGCUUGACCCUCUUACCACCUGCACCUGCACCUGCACCUGCACCGGCAUGGUUGCACCGGCAUGGUUUCACCUGCACCUGUACCUGCACCGGCAUGGUUGCACCGGCAUGGUUGCACCGGCAUGCCCUCUCACCCUGAUCCCCCUCUUCGAAUCUCCAUCCCGUUACCCGACUUUCUCGCUCUUGCGCAUACCCCUCCUUCUGUCUUCAAGACAUACCCCUCCUUCUGUCUUCAAGACAUACCCCUCCUUCUGUCUUCAAGACAUACCCCUCCUUCUGUCUUCAAGACAUACCCCUCCUUCUGUCUUCAAGACAUACCCCUCCUUCUGUCUUCAAGACAUACCCCUCCUUCUGUCUUCAAGACAUACCCCUCCUUCUGUCUUCAAGACAUACCCCUCCUUCUGUCUUCAAGACAUACCCCUCCUUCUGUCUUCAAGACAUACCCCUCCUUCUGUCUUCAAGACAUACCCCUCCUUCUGUCUUCAAGACAUACCCCUCCUUCUGUCUUCAAGACAUACCCCUCCUUCUGUCUUCAAGACAUACCCCUCCUUCUGUCUUCAAGACAUACCCCUCCUUCUGUCUUCAAGACAUACCCCUCCUUCUGUCUUCAAGACAUACCCCUCCUUCUGUCUUCAAGACAUACCCCUCCUUCUGUCUUCAAGACAUACCCCUCCUUCUGUCUUCAAGACAUACCCCUCCUUCUGUCUUCAAGACAUACCCCUCCUUCUGUCUUCAAGACAUACCCCUCCUUCUGUCUUCAAGACAUACCCCUCCUUCUGUCUUCAAGACAUACCCCUCCUUCUGUCUUCAAGACAUACCCCUCCUUCUGUCUUCAAGACAUACCCCUCCUUCUGUCUUCAAGACAUACCCCUCCUUCUGUCUUCAAGACAUACCCCUCCUUCUGUCUUCAAGACAUACCCCUCCUUCUGUCUUCAAGACAUACCCCUCCUUCUGUCUUCAAGACAUACCCCUCCUUCUGUCUUCAAGACAUACCCCUCCUUCUGUCUUCAAGACAUACCCCUCCUUCUGUCUUCAAGACAUACCCCUCCUUCUGUCUUCAAGACAUACCCCUCCUUCUGUCUUCAAGACAUACCCCUCCUUCUGUCUUCAAGACAUACCCCUCCUUCUGUCUUCAAGACAUACCCCUCCUUCUGUCUUCAAGACAUACCCCUCCUUCUGUCUUCAAGACAUACCCCUCCUUCUGUCUUCAAGACAUACCCCUCCUUCUGUCUUCAAGACAGGAAAAAACCCCAUUUUACACUCCCACUCUCUAAUGCCCUGUCCGUGCAUGUGUGUAACCCUCUCUCGCAGAUAUCUUUCCUGCUCACGCGGUUCAGCGAUGCAAGGAUCGCCAAUCCAGACACCAGAGACCAGCUGCUGCAGACGCUCUCCGUGCUGCUACAGCUGCCGCCCUUCUCCGUCGCACUAGAGACAAACAAGGCCGCCCGCACAUGCUUCAUGCCCAGCCUUCUCAACGCAUUUGACCAGCGCUUCUGGAUACCCGUCUCUCAGGUAUUUCCUCAGGGGGGAGGGGGCCGGGAAAAAGGGGAGAAGGCUCUAGAAGGGGGUGAAGCAGGAGGAGCAGCAGCAGCUGCGGGAGGAGGAGGAGAGGGAGGAGAAGGAGGAGGUGAAGGAGAGAUGCAAGGAGUUUCAGGAGGAGAAGAGGGGAGCAGGGCCAGGGUGGAGCUAGUCACUCAGGGCGAGGGAGAGGGAGGAAGAGAGUCCAUUGAAGCUGAAGGAGAAGCAAUGACAGCACUUGCACCUGCCACCACUCCUGCUUCCUCCACAUCCCCUGCGCCGUCUGCAUCCUCUGCUCCCUCUGCAUCUGACUGCUCUCUCGAUCCUGAGAUGAACCGCAUGCGGCUGUUUGAGCUGCUGCUCUUCAUCCUCAACCACACGUGCUCCGGUGCUGAUGCACGCGCUCUUGACGGACCGCUCCUCCCUCUCCAUGGUGCUCGCUCUCUUCAUGUGCAUCAUUUCCCUGCCUUCCUCCCUCCCUUCCUCCCUCCCUUCCUCCCUCCCUUCCUCCCUCCCUUCCUCCCUCCCUCCCUUCCUCCCUCCCUCCCUUCCUCCCUCCCUCCCUCCCUCCCUCCCUCCCUCCCUCCCUCCCUCCCUCCCUCCCUCCCUCCCUCCCUCCCUCCCUCCCUCCCUCCCUCCCUCCCUCCCUCCCUCCCUCCCUCCCUCCCUCCCUCCCUCCCUCCCUCCUUACCUCCCUCCACUUCCCUCUGCCUCCCUCUCUCACUCCUCAACUGCAGUGUCCUGCAGGACCACGUGUCCCCAUCCGACCAAUCAUCGCGCCCCAUGGUGCUCGCCCCCCUCGUGGGCAUCAUAGGCGGCCUGUUCUCGCAUGCUCAGCGGGCCAAUGGGACCGCGCCAGCUGGCAUGGUGCGGUCGGUGCUACAGGCAGACCCUUCCCUUGACUGUCUGGCCGGGCUGGAGUUCCUGCUGGGGUUCGACUGGGUGAGUGGGGAGGGGAAUGUGGGGCGGAAUGGGAAAGCUAGUGGGAGGGUGAGGGAAGAGAGUGAGUUCAGCAGCCCACCAUCAGCGUGCCUGGCGGAUCUGCGCCUCUUUGUGGAGCAGCUCAGGCGGGAGCAGGCUGCUCGCAAGGCGGCAGCAGAGGCCGCUGCUGCUGCUGCCGCUGCAGGUCGCGGGAAGAAGGGCAAAGAGCACAUGCAAGAGCAAGGCACCACCGCAGAGGGGAUGGAUGGUGCUGCUGCUGGUGCUGGUACAUGGGAGGGGGAAGGUGAGGAGGAGGAGGAGGAGGAGGAGGAGGAAGAGGGGGAGAUGUGCAGCAUAUGCUACGCGGCUCCCAGUGACACCCAGUUCAUCCCCUGUGGUCACUCCUCCUGUGAGCGCUGUGUGGCACGGCACCGCCUCAACAGCCCCCGCUGCUUCUUCUGCAAUGCUGUGAUCGAGCGACUGGCAGCAAUAAGUUGA
Molecule: messenger RNA, 6336 nt
Organism: Closterium sp. NIES-65
Lineage: Eukaryota; Viridiplantae; Streptophyta; Zygnematophyceae; Desmidiales; Closteriaceae
Source: the annotation of a GenBank genome assembly